AUGGCAGGCGAUUACCUGGAGGCCGACGAAAGCAGUGACAGUUCAAGCGAACACAACACAACACAGGAAUCUCUCAUUUCUAUCAGUCUUAAUGGCAGUGACCAAAACCUUUCGAGACACAGAUCUAACUCGGUGGAUAUAUCUGAAGGCAAGCAAGAAAAGAAACACAAAGAAUCAUUUCUGAUUGCUCAAAUCAAUGUUGAAGGUCAGUUAGAGGAAUUCCCUAUAGGAUCGAGAGAAAUUUGCUCAGUGAAUUCACCCAGCGACAGGUGGCGCUGUGUAUGGACAAUGAUGGUUAUGUUAGGGAUGUGUUCGACACUUCCGUAUAAUAUAUUAAUUGUAGUCUAUACGUAUCUUCCGGACACUUUGGAAAUAUAUAGCAAUGUCACAGGCGUUGACACAGAGAGUGCAUCUUCAUUUCUGCCUUAUUUAAUUCUAUCUUCCAAGAUUCCAGUCAUCCUCAUUGUCUGCGUGAAUACAUACUUCUUUCAUAAGAAUCCAGUCUUCUUCGGCAAAAUGGUUUCACGACGUCCAAUGGUUAUCAUGACUCUCGUAAUGAUUGCAAUGUCCCUCAUUGCACAGAUGUUCGCCUUGGUCAUCGCACUGGAGUGGUUGUCUCUGUUUGCUUGGAUUUGUAUGUUGGCGAUAAUCUUCUCUAACGUCGCUGGCGCUGUGUUCCAAAAUAGUCUUUUUGGGAUGGCCUUCACCUUACCUACGCACUACAUAAACGCUGUUUUGAUUGGUUCGAACCUCUGCGGGAUGUUCACCUCGUUGGUUGUGAUAAUUAUGAUAGCAUCCGCACCCCGAAUUCGAAACCUGAUCAUCGUCGCAUUAAUCUUAAUAUUAUUGACCUUUUUGAUGUCACUGCUCAUUUGCUAUGUUAUACGUCGUCUGCCUUUUUACGAACACUGCAGACGAAAAGUGUGGUUAAAGCAAACGGAAAUGGAAACAAGACCUUUACAAACAAAAGACGAGCCCAAGUUUGGAAAGCCGCAUAAAAAGCUGUGUAUGACUGGCUUAAACAUAUGGUUAAUUUAUAUGGUUACUUCUGUCAAUUAUCCAGCCAUUGGCAGUCAAGUGAGACGUCUUUCUUUUCCGUUUUCAGAUAAAUAUUGGUCACCAUUUUGGUUCUUCUUUAUCUUCAACAUUUUUUCAAUGAUCGGAAAUAUUGUUAGCGAAUACGUCCCCUUGUGGCGGCAUAAGCUCCUAUGGUUGGCGACCUUUUCACGUGCUAUUGUUUUCCUGCCAUUUUUUCUUCUCUGUAACUAUCAACCGGAUGGAAUCGAAAAUCGAUCCAUACCUGUGAUCUUAAAUAACGAUUAUCUCUUUAUACUUGGUACCGUCCUCCUUGGGCUUUCCUUCGGAUAUUACAGCAGUGUUUGUAUGAUGUACGCUCAAAAAAAUGUCAACCUUGAAGACGCAUUUUCAACAGGAAUGUUGAUGAACACGAUGGUAUAUGGUGGCAUGUUUAGCGGAAGUUGUAUAUCACUCUUCUUUCCCUUGAUCGUAUCCCACAGGGGAAAUGACUGA
Acanthosepion pharaonis is the source of this 1530-nucleotide messenger RNA. Lineage: Eukaryota; Metazoa; Mollusca; Cephalopoda; Sepiida; Sepiidae. The record is from the annotation of a GenBank genome assembly.